Molecule: messenger RNA, 240 nt
Organism: Prunus armeniaca (apricot)
Lineage: Eukaryota; Viridiplantae; Streptophyta; Magnoliopsida; Rosales; Rosaceae
Source: the annotation of a GenBank genome assembly
AUGGGGUUUGGUUUAAGGCAAGGGUUCGAUAGAGUUCUCCAAAAACGCUACAGAGGUAGAAUAAGAAAUCCCGAGAUAGAAGAAACUGAUUAUGAAGAAGAAGAUGAUAACUCUGUUAAAAUCUUGCAUGGUUUUCGACCCUGCCCAAGAAAAGCAAGGGAGAAAUCUCCAUUGCCAUGUCCUCAGCCGCAUAAGAAAAUGAGAAGAUGUGUAAAGCAGAAUAUGCAACAUCAACUUUAG